Messenger RNA from Malus domestica (apple), 2882 nucleotides. RefSeq names its product probable disease resistance protein At5g66900. NCBI's taxonomy places the organism in Eukaryota, Viridiplantae, Streptophyta, Magnoliopsida, Rosales, Rosaceae. Gene Ontology annotation, biological process: defense response to fungus. The record is from RefSeq and is a predicted model, not a curated record. Gene Ontology annotation, molecular function: ADP binding.
UUCAGUUGUAAUUCUCUCUCUAUAGUUUCUUCUCUUUCUCUCUCUAAGAAUAUAUAGAAAACUCCAUUGAUGUUCAUCAAAGGUUGAAGGUUAACAGUAUAUAUAUGUGUUACGUUCUCUCUGUAAAUCCAUUGGAAUUUCUGUUGUUCCUUCAUCAACCAAGAACAGAUUACGUAAGCAUCAACCAAGAACAGAUUACGUAAGAGAAAUAGUUAAGUUUAGGUUUUGAGUCUCUUUGUUUUCGUAAAUAUGUCUGUGGCUUCUGUCGGAAUGGGUGCUCUGAGAAUGGCAUUUCAAAAACUGUUUGAUGCUGUAAAAUCAGUGCAGGAGGAGACCACAGUGUUCGAGCACCUCCUUGGAGACAUCAAAUCCACUCUGGACUCUCUACAGCCACUCAUCAAAGACAUCGAAAAAUAUAACUCGAAAGAGGGACUGGAAUAUAUUGCAAUACAAAUGGAGGAGGGAGCAAAUCUUGUUCAAAAGUGCAGCAAAGUUGGCGUGUGGAGAAAAUACAAAUACACCAACAAGCUUCAUCAACUGGACAAAUCUCUUCGAAGAGUGUUUGAUCUACUCAAAGUGCAGAGCAUAAUGGAUGCGAGGGAGACAUUGGUUUCUUUGAGGAAUAUCGAGAUGGCGCUCUCUGGAAUAGAAGAGAAUAUGGUGAUCAAAAUUAAUCACCCUGAAAAGGUUGAAUGUUUGUCUGCUGUGCCUGAACCACCAUGCAUUACAGUCGGGUUGGAUUUGCCGUUGAAGGAGUUGAAGAUGAAGCUUCUCAAGGAUGAAAAGGUGUCGAUGCUUGUGCUGACUGCUGCUGGAGGAUGUGGGAAAACCACCUUAGCUAAAAUGUUUUGUCAAGAUCAAGAAGUCAAAGAUACAUUCAAGAACAACAUCUUCUUUGUCAAUGUCUCGAAAAAUCCCAACUUGGACCUUAUUGUACAUGAACUAUAUCAACGGAAGGGGUCCGAGCUGCCUGCUUUCCAAAACGAAUUCAUGGCAGUUAAAUGGUUGCAAAAUUUUUUGAAGGAAUCAAGACACAACCCUCUGUUGUUUGUCCUGGAUGAUGUUUGGUCAGGAUCAGAGUCCCUUCUUGAUAGGUUUGAUCAAUUCAAGUUUUCAAAUUACAAGAUUUUGGUCACAUCAAGAUUUGCAUUUUCGAGAUUUGGUUCUCCAUACCAUUUGGCAUUAUUGAAUGAUGAGGAUGCAAUGACUCUUUUUCACCAUUCAGCAUCCUUGGAGGAUAAAAGCUCUUAUACUUCCGAAGAUCUUUCGAGAAAGAUUAUCAAGUGCUGUAAGGGAUGCCCACUUGCCAUUGCAUUGGUCGGGAGGUCACUUCGCAGCCAGCCUAUAGAAAUCUGGCAGAAAAGAGUGCUGGAAUGGUGCAAAGGUUCAUCUAUUCUUGAUUCUGACAAGGAUCUGCUUGCUUGCCUCCAAAGCAGCUUAGAUGCCUUGGAUAAAGAAAAGACAAUCAUCAAGGAAUGUUUCCUCGAUCUAGGUUCAUUUCCCGAGGACCAAAGAAUUGCUGCUGCCGUCCUCAUUGACAUGUGGGCGGAGUUAUAUGGUCUAGAUAAAGAAAUUCUGACCAUUGCCAACCUUCACGAACUCACCACUCGAAGUUUGGCAAAUCUUGUUGUCACAAGGCAUGAGAGGGAGGCGGACGGCUAUUACACUGAACACUUUGUCACCCAGCAUGAGAUGCUUAGAGAAUUGGCGAUCCAUCAGGCAAGUCAAGACCCAAUAGACCAGAGGAAAAGACUAGUUAUAAACAUAUGUGGGGAUAAUCUUCCCAAGUGGUUGACGGAACAAAAGUAUCAAGCUUUCAAGGCUCGACUAUUAUCUAUCUCCACAGAUGGAGCCUUCUCAGCAAAAUGGCCAAACAUGCAAGUACCCGAAGCAGAGGUUCUAGUUCUGAAUUUUCAAACAAACAACUAUGCCUUACCUGAGUUUGUGGUGAAUAUGGAUAAACUAAAGGUUCUAAUAAUCACAAAUUACGGUUUGUCACCUGCUGAAGUAGAUAAUUUUGAACUACUUGGCUCGUUAUCAAAUCUUAAGAGAAUUAGAUUAGAACGCAUUUCAAUUCCCUCCAUAAGCAAGGUCCUCAAACAGUUGAAAAGUUUGCAAAAGAUGUCUCUUUUCUUGUGCGAUAUCAGUCAAGGUUUCGUCCAAAUUUUAGAUGCACUGCCAAAUCUAGUGGAAUUGAACAUAGAUUAUUGCCACGACCUGGUGGAACUUCCUGCCAACCUUGGUGACCUUAUUCACCUUACAAAGCUUAGCAUCACCAACUGUCAUAAGCUAUCCACGUUGCCUGAGGACAUCGGAAAGUUAGUCAAUUUAGAAGUGUUGAGGCUUAGGUCAUGUGCAGACUUGUUAGAGUUGCCACGCUCGAUUAGGAACCUUAAUAAUGUAAAACUUUUCGACAUAUCUGAUUGCUUUAGCAUAAAGGAGUUGCCCGAGGAUAUUGGUGCAAUGCGCAGUUUGGAAAAGAUCAACGUUAGCCAGUGCUCAGGAUUGAAAGAGCUGCCUGCUUCUGUUUUGGAUCUUGAGCAGUUGAAUCAAGUGAUAUGCGACGAGGAGACGGAAACUUUAUGGGAACCGUUCUUACCAUAUUUGACAGACAUACACAUAAAGGUGAUCAAAGAAGUUAUGAACCUAAAUUGGCUCAACAAGCUUCCUGGAGGCCAUGGUCUUUGAUCAAUGAAUGUUGGUGCAAUGUGAUUGUGUUUAAUGUUUUUUUUAUGCAGUGUGAUUGUGUUUAAUUAUUAUUUUUCUUUCGUAAUUUACUUCUGUUUUAUGUUAUAGAUGUUUGUCAAAAACAUUGCAGCACUGUAGAAAAAUUGUAAUAAUUCACAAUGGGUAGCGACUUUCACACCCCGUUUUCUCUUCUA